UCACUUCCGCUCCCUUUUCCCGUGGUAACGGCGGCUUUUCUUGCGUCACAUCCGCUGAUGCGUCCCGGCUGGCAGCACAGUUAUUGCCAUGGAUCAUCAUCAUUGAGUGGAAACAAAUCUAUGCACGAGCUGAACAGAUAAAUAAUCUGGUGAAAACCAUACUUGGAAAAUGAAAGUCCAGGAGGGAGACAUGGUUGGCUGUGAAAGAACAUUUUCCAAUACCCCCGAAAGUGACAAUAAAGUGGCGAUGAGUCCCACCCCUUUUAUCCAUUCCUGGGAAUCAGAAAGAAAACUCAUAGAUGUUCUUAUCAGAGUCAGUGAGGAAAUCUAUGAGGACGACCAAAAGCAAAUGGAUCAGUUCAUCCUCUGUAAUGGAUGGGAUGACGCAGUGCAUGGCUGGAGAAAGGACAACUCCUACUCCUCCCUCUAUACUCUGAAGAAGUCAAAGAAAUCAAGAAAAGAGGAGAAGAAUGGGAGCCACUGUGUGUUCUGUGCAGAAAUGGUGCCCGUGUCAGAAAGGAAAACUGUCCAAGAUGUUGACCAAUCUGGCCCUUUGUCCAAAUCAUCCAACAGUACAACGAUGCCUAAUUUCACAGGGAAGAAUACUAACCCCUCUGCAGAGAGAACAACUCCUACUGUUCCACAAACUAAGUUGCAGCCAUACAAUUCCACAGCUUCACAGAGGCAAACAAGCAAAGUGACUCAAGAAAUCCACGUCCAAGACAACAAGACAGAGACUGAAAUCAACCCAUCUCAGGGAACAGAGUGCAAGAUUAUCAUUGGCCCCGAUCAACAGACCCCAGUAAAAAAACACUUCUCGGUGCUACCGCCUGUAAAAAUGGCCAAUUGCGAUGAAAUGUUUGUCUCAGGUUUCAAAACAAGGAGAACGUUUUGUUUGGGUAUACAAAGUGGCAACCGAGAUCUGCAAACUGUGAGUGUAGUGUCGAAGCACAAUAACAACAAAGACAAUAUGUGCAUUAGAGCCCGUGCUUGUAACAUGGCCAUAUUACAGGUCAGCAAGAUCCAAAAGGUUGGAACUUCUGCUCCUGUUAGAUUGACAAGGAUUCCCCUCCUGAACACCAUGAAUCAUUGGUGCUGGCAAUAUUCUUUGCUGGAAGGCCACGAGAACCUGGUCAUCAAUGGUGCCCCAGCCUCCAAAGUAGUGGAGUGCCACAGCGUAAGGGUGCAGCCCUCGAAAAUAACAAAACAGCACACAAAGAACUUUAAGCAAGACGACUUCAGUAAAUCUACUUUCAGUCACAGUGCCCCAAGCAAUAAACAUUCAAGCAGAAUAAGACAAAGGAAUGUCGCAGGGAGAGAUAUUCUCCCUGUGAUCCCACAGCCAGGGCCACCACUGUUAUCAGGAACCAGUAUACCAAUCUCUGUAUUGCCACAUAAAUUUCUAUAGACUUAUCAAGUUUUCUCCUCUUUGCCCUCCCUGCUCCCAGAGUAUUGGCUGUCAAGACCGAUUAUUUUGCCCGUCCUGCCACCCUGGCUGAGAUCAGCUAGGUACAGACCACCGAUUGAACCCAUGGCCACAUGGAAGAUUUAUUGUGGUGUCACAGGGAAGGGGAAGUAGCAAUCUAGAAAUAAUGACACGCAUGAUUUAUUAGAUGAUGAUUAUUAGAGAACAGCAAAGGUGUAUUUGGAUAGCUAUAUUCAUACCUCAUACAGUGAUGAAUGAUUCUGUAAUGUAAAAAAUGAAUCUAAUAUCGCAGGAUCGUAAAUGUUGUUAAAGCUCAAUGCACCUACCAGGUCUUAAAAUUAUAAAAUCCAUAAUGCGUA
This is a messenger RNA of Carcharodon carcharias (great white shark), 1785 nucleotides long. RefSeq lists its product as uncharacterized. The coding region runs from base 170 to 1408 and encodes 412 amino acids. The record is from RefSeq and is a predicted model, not a curated record. The transcript has 4 exons. NCBI's taxonomy places the organism in Eukaryota, Metazoa, Chordata, Chondrichthyes, Lamniformes, Lamnidae.